Adelges cooleyi (spruce gall adelgid) is the source of this 2382-nucleotide messenger RNA. RefSeq names its product ubiquitin-conjugating enzyme E2 Q2. Gene Ontology annotation, molecular function: ubiquitin conjugating enzyme activity. The record is from RefSeq and is a predicted model, not a curated record. The transcript is spliced from 7 exons. Gene Ontology annotation, biological process: protein polyubiquitination. The coding region runs from base 378 to 1532 and encodes 384 amino acids. Gene Ontology annotation, cellular component: nucleus. Lineage: Eukaryota; Metazoa; Arthropoda; Insecta; Hemiptera; Adelgidae.
CACGUUUUUCUUUUUGUUUCCGAAGAGACAAUUUUGAUGUACCUGACGAUACUGUAGCAAGUGGUAGUUGCAGACAGCGGUUAGUGAUUAUUUUUUGUCUAAAUAUUUGUAUACACGAGAUUAUUACAAUUUACAAUUUACGGAAAUCGGAAGAAUAAUUAUUACUAUCAAUGUGCAAUAUAUUAUCAACAAGACAUGACCAAAUGUACAAAUUACAUUGACGACGAUCACAAUUGUCCUGUUUUCAAUUGCAUUGUCCGUGCACGUCCGUGGUGCCCGUGACCAUAGAUUUUCUGCUACUUAAAAUUGCACCGCAACAUUGUCUGCACAAAUAAUUACCAUUUGCGGUUGCGGGGAUCAAUGCAGACCGUUUAAUAAUGGCUUGUUUGAACGUGCUGAAACAGGAGAUCAAAGUACUGGAGUCGACAUUCCCAAAAAACCAUGAUCGUUUUCAAGUACACACUGCCACUGUUGAUGAGGUGAUAUGCAGAUUUGUCGGACCUACCGGUCGUCAGUUUGAAAUUAUCGGCAACAUCACGGAAACGUAUCCGGGAACACCUCCGGUAUGGUUUGCCGAUACUGAUGACUGUAAAGUGACCAAUGCUAUUGAAAAACUAGGCCAAACAUCCGGACUCGAUAAUCAUGUAAUUAACCAAGUUGGUAUAUUAAUCAGUGAACUUUGCCGUACAUAUUGUUUAUCUGAGCCGUCCGAACUUCAAAGACUGAUACAAAUGCCCUGUAAUUCAGGGGCAUCAACUUCAACUUCGUGUUCUAGUAAAUUAACAGAUGAAGAAGAUGAUGACGAUGAAGACGAAGAAGAAGUCGAGGAAUAUAUACAAUUAGAAAUGGAAGAACCCACUGCCGAGUCUACCAAAAAACAGGUUGAUGAUAUGGAAGUUCAACACUUGGAGACUCUAGAAAGGCUACGCCAAAAUCAAAGGCAAGAUUAUUUAAAAGGAGCUGUUACUGGAUCUGUUCAAGCUACUGAUCGUCUAAUGAAAGAACUCAGAGAUAUUUACAGAUCUGAUAGUUUUAAGAAAGGCAUGUAUAGUGUGGAUCUUGUGUGUGACAGUAUUUAUGAAUGGAACAUCAAGUUGAUGACUGUUGAUCCAGACUCAGCUUUGUAUCACGAUUUACAAAAGCUUAAGGAGAAAGAAGGAAAAGACUUUGUACUAUUGAACAUUACGUUCAAAGAGACGUACCCUUUUGAACCACCAUUUGUACGCGUAGUUCAUCCUAUAAUACAAGGCGGCUAUGUGCUAGUUGGUGGAGCUAUUUGUAUGGAAUUACUUACUAAACAAGGUUGGAGUUCAGCUUAUACUGUUGAAGCAGUAAUUAUGCAAAUUGCAGCCACUCUGGUCAAAGGGAAAGCUAGAAUUCAGUUUGGUGUACCAAAAUCAAUGAACCAGGUAUCCCAUGCAACAAACCCAAUAGGUCAAUAUUCAUUAGCCAGGGCACAGCAAUCUUUCAAAUCUCUUGUGCAAAUACAUGAAAAAAAUGGUUGGUUUACACCCCCGAAAGAAGAUGGUUAAUAUGCUGCUAACCUCAAGCCACAAAAAAUAACAAUUCAUUCCUUAACGAAAAAGAAAUAUAAAUUGCGUCUCAUUUGUAAAAAGUAUACAUUUUGUUUACAGUAUAAUAUUUAAGUUUAUUUCUUUAUUAUUUCUAUUUUUUUUUUUUAAAUAAGUGAAUAUCUAACCCUGCGAUUGGGCUCGUGAUGUGUUGUACAAAUAUAUCUCUAAAGUAAUUUGGUUCUAAUAUUACAGCAAUUUAAAAGUGUUGAUUUUAUGGAUUUAUUUAACGUUUCAAUUACACAAACCUAUAUGGUAUUUUUUUUCUGUGAUUUCUUUGAUAUUAUGGGUUUCAAUCAUCGUUUAUUUUGUUUUUAAUGUGUGAAUAAGUGACUCAUGUUUUAUGUUACGUAUAGGUAAUGUGCAUUAAUAUUCACUUAUUUAACUUAGAAUCAUAAGCAAAACACCAGAUAAAAAAACAAUUAUAUAGAUAUAUAUUUUUUAUGUUGCAAUGCUCAAAUAAAUCUACCCUAACUGCUUACAGAUUUUUGUAUAAUGAGUCAACACUUGCAGUUAAUUAGUACUUAUUAGUUAGUUACAAAAGUGUAUGUAAUUUUGGAAAUCAGUUUUCGAACUGAGAUUUUAAUGUAAUGUUAACUUUGCGUGUGUAAAUUAUUAAGCUUAAUAUCAUUUUUUAACAAUGAAAUUGUAAAGCUGUAUUUACCAAUGUGUUGAAUAAGCAAAUUAUUUUAUACAAAAUAUAAUGUAAUAUAAACAUUUUUAUUAUUUACAUCAAUUGUACAUCAACAAUACUCUCCACAAUCAGUGCUAAUAAGAAAGAUACAUUAUUUUUUUUUACUCUGUCUGUUGU